AAAGAAGCUUCUGGAGACAAUUCGAAGAAGGAGAAAAGAAAAAUAAAAAGAAAAGAAGGAUCUGCAAAGGGGGGCGGCUGAAAGAAGAAACUGAAAAUAAAGUGGCCGCCAGAUUAAUUUGCUUUUUGGGUUAUUAUUUAUCAGUGGGCUGAUCGACGUCCAGUCUCCACUGGUCAAAUCGCUGGAAAUAAGGUUAUUGGCCCCUUUGAGUUAUCAUCCAGUCUGGGCCACCCACACAAGAAGAGAGUGGGAGCAAGAGAUUCAAGAUUGGAUAUCAAAAGUUCCUAUUCUAAUCUGAAUUGAAGCAGGCAGGUCCAUGAAAUCCUCCUAUUCCUUGUGUUCCACAUAAAGUAAGAUCUUAUACAAGUCUGUCCCCCCGCUUCCUUAAUUCAUUGUUUUUGAAAUUGGAAUUGGAAUUGGAUGGCUUCCUCUGGGAAUCCCAAUCCUCAACCACAAAUUGGCGGUGGAAGUGGAGGUGGAGGCGGCAGUGGAGGGUUCGAUUUGAACAAACUGUUUAAGCCCAGUUCCAGCCCAAUGCUGCAGCAUCAGCAUCUCCAAGACAUGAACGUCAUGGCAACUCCUCCAAGUCCAAAUCCUAACACUACCAACCUGACUACAUCCCCAUCUUUCCCAGCCCAACUGUCAACGCCGCCUCCACCUCCCUAUUUAACGCCUUCCUCCUCUUACCCUCCGCCUACUAGGCCCUACCCUUUCCAUCACCAGUACCUUCACUACCCUCCUCCUCCUCAACACCUACCCCCCUUGCAUCCUCAUCCUAAUCCUACUGGACCUAUUCCUUAUCAUCCCCAACCCCAACUACCCACCACUCCUACUUCUGGAAAUGACAUUUUGAUGGCCUUUUUUGGCACUCAGUCUCAGUCACAAGCUCCUGCUCCUGUCCCUUCUGCCCCACCUCUUAAUAUGAAUGUCAACCCAUCUGCCCCUUCGCCCUCUCCCUCCUCUCCCUCACCUGCCCGACUGUUGAGCAGCAAGUCCCCCAAGGGAAGGCAUCUUUUUGGGACCAAUCUCCUUUACGAUAUUCAUGUCAGGCUGCCCAGUGAAGUACAGCCCCAACUUGAGGUCACUCCCAUUACCAAGUAUGCUUCUGAUCCUGGCCUUGUUCUUGGUCGUCAGAUUGCUGUUAAUAGGAAUUACAUUUGCUAUGGUCUUAAGCUUGGGAAUAUCCGUAUCCUCAACAUCAACACCGCCCUCCGGUCCUUGCUUCGUGGCCACACUCAGAGAGUGACAGAUAUGGCUUUUUUUGCUGAGGAUGUCCACCUUUUGGCCAGUGCAAGUGUCGAUGGCCGGGUUUUUGUAUGGAGGAUCAAUGAAGGCCCUGAUGAUGAAGAUAAGCCGCAAAUUUUUGGCAAAGUUGUUAUUGCCAUUCAGAUCGUGGGGCAAGAAGAAUCGAAACAUCCACGAGUCUGUUGGCAUCCUCACAAACAAGAGAUUUUGAUGGUUGCUAUUGGAAAUCGUAUCCUGAAAAUUGAUACAAUGAAAGUUGGAAAACUUGAAGGGUUUACAGCAGAAGAACCUCUUAAUUGCUCUGUUGAUAAGCUUAUUGAUGGGGUUCAGUUUGUUGGUAAACAUGAUGGUGAGCUUACAGAGUUGUCAAUGUGCCAAUGGUUGACUACCCGUUUAGCUUCAGCUUCAGUAGAUGGCACGGUGAAAAUUUGGGAAGAUCGUAAGCCCUUACCACUUGCAGUGUUGAGGCCACAUGAUGGACAUCCUGUUUACUCAGCAACAUUCUUGACUGCCCCGCAUCGCCCUGACCAUAUAGUUCUUAUCACAGGAGGCCCACUAAACCGUGAAGUGAAGAUAUGGGCCUCUUCAGGUGAAGAGGGCUGGUUGUUGCCCAGUGAUGGUGAAUCAUGGCAGUGUACCCAAACAUUGGAAUUGAGGUGUUCUGCUGAGUCUGAGGUUGACAAUGCAUUCUUUAAUCAAGUUGUGGCACUGCCCCAUGCAGGCCUGUUUCUGCUUGCAAAUGCCAAGAAGAAUGCCAUAUAUGCUGUGCACAUAGACUAUGGGCCUAAUCCAGCUGCAACUUGCAUGGAUUAUAUAGCUGAAUUCACUGUCACAAUGCCCAUAUUGAGUCUCACUGGAACAAGUGAUAGUUUGCCAGGUGGAGACUAUACCGUCCAAGUCUACUGCGUUCAAACACAGGCCAUUCAGCAAUAUGCUUUGGACUUGUCUCAAUGCCUGCCACCACCCUUGGAAAAUGCAGACUUGGAUAAAACUGAUUCUAAUGCUGCUCAUGUUUUUGAUGCCAUGAACUCUGAUGUUUCUGCUUCUCUGGAAUUAUCUCAUGGAUAUAAACCAAGCCCUUCAAUUUUGGUGUCGUGUAUAAGCUCCAGUAGCUCUGAAAGUGCAGCAGUCGUGAGCUGUACGCAAAAUUUAGCUUCUUCAGAUGUUACUUUCAUAUCUGAGAGUGCUGUGUCUGGCAUUGAAAGUAAGCCAAGUGCUUUGCUGUCUUCUAGUAGUGCCGAAAAUAUGCACAGUGCAUCUCCUCCAGGGUUAUCACGAAAGUCUUCUGGUUUUAGAAAUCCAAGUGUUGAUCAUGUUAACCACUCAGCACAUGAUUCUGUUGACCACAAUGUAGAUACAGUCAAAGAGAAUAAGGCUGAAAUGCCCUACUCUGGUGGUCACCUGCAGAAAGGUGAAGAUAUUGCCCAAAAUGACAUUUCAACUGUUCCUGGUCCUCAUACAGUGUUCAAACAUCCAACCCAUCUGGUAACACCAUCAGAGAUACUGUCUACCAUGGCUUCAUCGACAGAGAAUGCUCAGAUUAGUCAGGUUAUUAGUGACGGUGAGGCAACAGUUGAAGAUGUUGUCAAGAAUGAUGCUGAAAGCAUAGAGGUAGAAGUUGACAAUCUUGGUGAGACAAGGCAUUGUCAAACUAAUGAAACUAAAUGUCCACAAGGCCCUCAUACUACUGUUACAGAUAACAAAGAAAAGGCAUUCUACUCUCAGGCAUCGGAUCUUGGCAUUCAGAUGGCCAGAGAUUUUUGUGCCAAAAGUUAUAGCGUUGAGGGAGCUCAACAAGCUAAUCUCAUGGGUGUUUCUGUUCAAGAAGAUAAACUUACUAAUACUGGUGAUGGGGAUGACCAGAAUGUGAUUAAAGAUGUCCCUCCAAAGGUCAGUGAAACUGACACUGCUGUCACUGUUUCUGCAUCUCCAGCUUCUGCUAAAGGGAAAAAGCUGCAAAAGAAAAAUUCUCAAGUAUCUAUCGCAUCUUCCCCUUCAGCAAGCCCAUAUAAUUCCACAGAUUCAUCUAAUGAACCAGGGUGUAGUUCCCAGGCUCUGUCAGCUGAUGCUUUUUUGCCCCAAUUGCUAGCCAUGCAGGACUUGCUUGAGAAGUCCCUUAGCAUGCAGAAGGAAAUGCAGAAGCAGAUGAACACAAUUGUCUCUGCUCCUGUUAACAAAGAAGGGAAAAGAUUGGAAGCAUCCUUGGGCAGGAGCAUUGAGAAAGCUGUAAAGGCAAAUACAGAUGCUUUGUGGGCCCGUUUCCAGGAUGAAAAUGCAAAGCAAGAGAAGUUAGAAAGAGACUGCAUGCAGCAGAUAACAAACUUGAUCACCAACUGUUUAAAUAAGGACUUGCCAGCCAUGUUUGAAAAAUCCUUAAAGAAGGAAAUAGCUGCAGUUGGCCCUGUUGUGGCUCGUGCUAUUAGUCCUAUUCUGGAGAAAAGUAUAUCUUCUGCUAUUACAGAGUCAUUCCAGAAAGGAGUUGGAGAGAGGGCUGUGAAUCAUUUAGAGAAGUCAGUCAGUUCAAAACUUGAAGUGACAAUGGCCAGGCAAAUUCAAGCACAAUUUCAAACUUCUGGAAAGCAAGCACUUCAGGAUGCACUAAGGUCUAGCUUGGAAACGUCUGUUAUUCCAGCAUUUGAGAUGUCAUGCAAAUCUAUGUUCGAGCAAAUUGAUGUCGCAUUUCAGAGAGGGCUAAUGGAACACACAGCUACUGCUCAGCAGCAAUUUGAAAAUUCACAUUCUUCCCUUGCCGUUGCUUUAAAGGAUGCUAUUAAUUCUGCAAGUUCAAUCACACAAAGCUUAUGUGGAGAAAUGGCCAAUGCACAACGAAAACUUCUAGCUAUAGCAGCAGCAGGUGGCAGCUCCAAGGCAGGAAAUCCCUUGGUGACACAAUUGAGUAAUGGGCCAUUGGCUCAUCUGCAUGAGAUGCAGCCUGAGGCACAGUUAGAUCCAACAAAAGAGUUGUCAAGAAUGAUAGCUGAGAAGAAAUAUGAUGAAGCAUUCACCUCUGCCUUGCAUAGAAGUGAUGUCUCAAUAGUUUCCUGGUUGUGUUCUCAGGUUGAUCUACAAGGGAUAUUGUCAAUGAAACCAUGUUCACUGAGCCAAGGAUUAUUGCUGGCACUUUUUCAGCAACUGGCUUGUGAUAUCAACAAGGAAACAAGUAGAAAGCUGGCAUGGAUGACUGAUGUAGCAGUUGCCAUAAUCCCAUCAGAUCCAACAAUUGCAGUGCAUGUGGUACCAAUCUUUAGGCAGGUGUCUCAGAUAGUGGAUCAUCUACAAAGCAUGUCCACUACAUCUGCCUCAGAAUCCGCCUGCAUCAGGGUUCUUAAGUUUGUCAUAAACAGUGUGUUAAGCGGUAAAUGAUUUUGUUCAAAUUUGCUAGAAUAUCUUCCUUUUUUUUUUUCUUUUUUGUUUUUAAAUAUAGAAAUUUAGGUACUUGCAGUGGAAAGACAAAUGGGGGAUUAUUUCGUAUAUUCAGUUGUAUGUUCGAUUUUGUGUGAAAUAGUUGAGAGCGUAUUUACUUCUCAAUCUUUUUUGGUUUUGAAUUUUUUUUUUGGGUUCAGGUCUUUAUGGCUUGAAAAUUUUUUCAUAUUCAAUUUUAUUUGGGUUAGGUUAUUUUGGGUUUGAGUU
Gossypium raimondii (Peruvian cotton) is the source of this 4875-nucleotide messenger RNA. RefSeq names its product enhancer of mRNA-decapping protein 4. Bases 421 to 4608 code for a protein of 1395 amino acids. The transcript has 13 exons. Gene Ontology annotation, biological process: deadenylation-independent decapping of nuclear-transcribed mRNA. NCBI's taxonomy places the organism in Eukaryota, Viridiplantae, Streptophyta, Magnoliopsida, Malvales, Malvaceae. Gene Ontology annotation, molecular function: protein binding. The record is from RefSeq and is a predicted model, not a curated record. Gene Ontology annotation, cellular component: P-body.